AGGCAUCAUUAAACACCAUCAAAACUCUUUCAAUAGAGAGGCUGCCUGCAGUUCCUGCUCUGUACUGUUACCCUCAUUUUCUCAAAGAACAAAGAACAACACAUAAAGCCUGUCAUCAUGUCUGAUAAAAAGAUGACAUCGAGUCGGAGGCAUCAACUAAAGAGUUUGCUCCUGGCUAUAGCCAAAGACCUGAUGGAGGUAGAGAAAAAGAAGGACCAGGAAGAAAGAGCACGUUAUAUGGAGGAGAAAUGCCCUCCUCUCUCUUUGCCUCACUCUGUGCAGGAAUUACAGGAUCUGUGCAAACAGCUGCAUCAGAAGAUCGAUGUGGUGGAUGAGGAGAGAUAUGACAUGGCUUCCAAAGUGGCUAAGGGUGAAAAAGAGAUUGAGGAUUUGAAGAUUAAGGUUCAGGACCUCAAAGGUAAAUUCAAGAAGCCUGUUCUGAAGAAAGUGCGAAUGUCAGCCGAUGCCAUGCUGCAGGCACUGCUCGGCUCUAAGCACAAAGUGUGCAUGGAUCUGAGAGCCAACCUCAAACAGGUCAAGAAAGAGGUCAAAGAGGAGGACAAGUUGGAACCUGUAGGUGACUGGCGUAAGAAAAUCGAGGAUCAGGCUGGUAUGGAUGGCAGAAAGAAGAUGUUUGAGUCCGAGGCUUAAAUCUCAACAAUUUUUACUUCAGAAGAUGUUGAAUCUGAGGCUUAAGCAGGGAGCCAUUUUAAUUUUCAAGCUGUUUCUGAUGGACUUUCUCAUGCUAAAACUUUCUCAUACUGAUGCAUGUUUCGCUGUCAAAAGUGCUUGUGACACAUUCAACAAGCCAACGGUAACUACACUAAUCCAUAUAUUCAGGAUGUACAACAUGAAUUAUAUGUAGGCUCACCAUAACAAAUAAAUAACAAACAAAAACAGAAA
Misgurnus anguillicaudatus (oriental weatherfish) is the source of this 903-nucleotide messenger RNA. The record is from RefSeq and is a predicted model, not a curated record. Lineage: Eukaryota; Metazoa; Chordata; Actinopteri; Cypriniformes; Cobitidae.